This is a messenger RNA of Herpailurus yagouaroundi (jaguarundi), 7780 nucleotides long. It is a transcript of the gene OGFRL1, whose product is annotated as opioid growth factor receptor like 1. Gene Ontology annotation, cellular component: membrane. The record is from RefSeq and is a predicted model, not a curated record. NCBI's taxonomy places the organism in Eukaryota, Metazoa, Chordata, Mammalia, Carnivora, Felidae. Gene Ontology annotation, molecular function: opioid growth factor receptor activity. Bases 1 to 1305 code for a protein of 434 amino acids. The transcript is spliced from 7 exons.
AUGAAUGGAGCCUUAGUCCAGAACUGCAGUCAUCAGUCUGUUGGUGGUGUGAGAAAUUUUGAUGAUGCAGGGAAUAGGAACAAUAUAUUAAGGAACAAAAUCCUUGACUGGGCAGGUGAGAGGGGAAAGGGUAGAGAUUCCAAAAGGAGCAGAAGCUGGAGGAACAAAGACAGAUGCCUGCAGGGUGGUGAUUCCACUGAAGCAACUGCCAAACCAAAGAGAAGCUUUUAUGCUGCGAGGGAUUUGUACAAAUACCGACAUCAGUACCCACAGAACUUCAAAGAUAUCCGAUAUCAAAAUGACUUGAGCAAUCUUCGUUUUUAUAAGAAUAAAAUUCCUUUUAAGCCAGAUGGUGUUUACAUUGAAGAAGUUCUAAAUAAGUGGAAAGGAGAUUAUGAAAAGCUGGAGCACAACCACACUUACAUUCAAUGGCUUUUCCCCCUGAGAGAACAAGGCUUGAAUUUUUAUGCUAAAGAAUUAACUACAUAUGAAAUUGAGGAAUUCAAAAAAACGAAAGAAGCAAUUAAAAGAUUCCUCCUGGCUUAUAAGAUGAUGUUAGAAUUUUUUGGAAUAAAACUGGUUGAUAAAACUGGAAAUGUUGCUCGUGCUGUUAACUGGCAGGAAAGAUUUCAGCAUCUGAAUGAGUCCCAGCACAACUAUUUACGAAUCACUCGUAUUCUCAAAAGCCUUGGUGAGCUUGGAUAUGAAAGUUUUAAAUCUCCUCUUGUAAAAUUUAUUCUUCAUGAAGCUCUUGUAGAAAACACUAUUCCCAAUAUUAAACAGAGUGCUCUGGAGUAUUUUGUUUAUACAAUUAGAGACAGGAGAGAGAGGAGAAAGCUCCUACGGUUUGCCCAGAAACAUUACACGCCUUCAGAGAAUUUUAUCUGGGGACCGCCAAGGAAAGAACAGUCAGAGGGAAGCAAAGCCCAGAAAAUGCCUGCCCCUCCCACCUCUGGUCAUAUCAGUCAAACUUCUAUGCACAAAAAAUCCAAGGACUCUAAAAAUUCCUCCUCAGCUAUUCAUUUGAAUAGCAAAACAGCUGAAGAAAAAAAAGCGGCACCUGGAGGGGCUGGAGAAGAGGCAGACAGGCCUAGCACAGAGCCCAGCAGUGAAGCCACCAAGUCAAAGACAGAGGACGGUAAUGCUGAAAAUUCAAAUUCUCAACUGGAAAAAGCAGUCAGCCAUCCUACAGAGAGGAAGGAAAUUGCAAUUCCUCCUGAAAAAGAUGAAGAGGGUGAAAAUCACAACAAAGACUGUGAAAAUCCUGGAAAUACAGGCUCCCCUGAUGAUGUACCAUUACAGUGAAUUAUCAGAAAACCCGCAAAUGUGUAUAGGUAAGGGAGGAAAAACUGUACAAUAUAUCCUGAAGAACAGAGGUCAUUUCAAAUUUUAGCGAUCUGUUUGUAAUUUCUGUUGUAAAGAGUUUGUUGUUGGUUUUUUAUUUUGAAUGAUAAUGAAUUUAAUAGUUAGUAAGAAGUUUUAAGCAGGACCCAAUAAAUGAAUGUAUUCUCUAACACUUUUAGCACUUUUAGGAUGUGAGUUUCCAAGUUCUGUGCAUAAUAAUUGCUUUUAAAUUAUUUUCAGUGUAUGUGGAAAUAAUCAUGUAGUAUUUGAUAUAUCAAAUAAAUUCUUUUGGGAGAUUACGGUCUACAUGAAGAAAAUCAAGAGGAUAAAUUUCAUUAUUUUGCCACAUAAUUGCCCAAUUUAUGGAUUCAUAAAGCUGGGAAAACAAAUUUAGUCGAUUCAAAUGUAUUCAGAAAGUAAUUUGGAAUCUUCAUUACAACACCUCAAGAUGUUUCUUUUUAAAUUCUGGUAUGUGAAAUGGAUAUUCUUAGGAAGCCAUAAUCACCCAGCCCAUUUCUUGGGCUUUCCACUGUCCUUUCCUCUUUUCCUGUCUCUGCACUUGCCUUCAUUUGCCAUCUUUGUAGGCCAGCAUGUGCAUUUCUAGGGUACAUUCCAGUGAUCCCCUGUACUGAAAUUUAAAUCAAACAGAGGGGCACUUUUAACUGUAUGAUAUCAAGAAUUUGCUUUUUUAAAAUAAUAAAAAUGUUUUUCUAUGUUAAAUGCUUAAAAACAAAUUUUGAUGCAAAAGUCCAAGAAAAGGAUUUUGCUUUUAUGGCUGUUCCAUAUAAAUUCGGUGCUUGUUUCUGAAUGCAAAUGACUAACGAAUUCAAAAAUAAGGAAAGAAAAUACACAUUUUUAAAUAGCAUGCUUCUUACACUGGUAACAAGGCAGUGGUCCCUAAAACCUUGACUAUCUCAGUGUUCUGUGGGCUGUGAAAUUAACAAUAUUGCUUAGUCCAGUGUAUCUUUAAAAAAGAAAACAAUUUGAAGUAUCUCUAAGUAGUCAAACCUUGAAAUUCAGAACAUUUAAAAUUCUGUAUUCUCAGUUUUAGCAAGCACUUAUUGCGUUAAUAUUGGUUAAGAGUAUGUAGUUUUACUUUCUGUAAUAUUAUUACUAAUGUUACACAUCAGAAAAUAAUCACUGUGAUGAGAACUUCAAAGCAUACAUACAAAUAUAGUUAAAGCAACUAAUAGAAAAAAAAAUUCACUUUCAUUUAGAGAAGAAUUGGCAAUUGUGUGUCUCUUGGGCUUUUAGAUUCACCUUAACCCCCAGAGAAUUUUUACUGUGUCUUAUUUGUUAGUCACAUCAUAUCAUCCUCUGUUAACCUUUAUAAUCGGGGGAUUUCCAGCAGAGAAUUUCUAGAAAAUAUACCAAUUGUAUGCCUUUAGAAGUAUGAUUUUAUUGCUUUGAAGUUUACAUGAAGCAUCAUAGUUGCUGAAACUUGAGUUUUUAAUAUAUUAUUAACCAAGUUGUAUAUCAUAUUCCAGUUAUAAAGCAUCUUCUCAUUUCUGGUUCCCAGAGUAUCCCAAUUUUUGCUUUCUGCUUUCUACAAAAGCAGAAACAAUUCUGCUUUUGCAUUUCAGUUUCUUUUUUGUAUGGGCCCUGUAAUGUGCUGCUUAUAGCAAUGUCCCCAUAGAGCUCAAAAAACAGUUUUACAGGGUAAGAUGAGAGUAGUUGUUACAUUGAGCUGAACUGUAGGAACAUGAUUAAUUCAAAAUAUCUUAGCAAUUUUGAAUACAUGAAAAAGUGUUCAGACUGCUUUCUAAGUGCAAAAUAUUUAAAAUUUGUGACUAGAUAUUAAAAUAUUAAUAAACAGUGGACAGAGACUAAAAUAAAUGGAUAUAAUCUGAAUUGCUUAGAAACUGUAGUGUAUCAGAGCCCUUACAAAUAAAAACACUUCAUUCAACAAUUUAACUUUUAGAAUAUUAUUCCUAAUUAGGGGUUUGAUUAGAUUGCAACAGUUAAUUUGAGAAUAUUUAGUCUCAAGGGAAAAACUGCCUGGCCUACAUUUAUAAACAGUGGCCUUUUCCCAGAAUGUUGUUUUUAAAAUCCAUAUUCAUAUGUAACAGUAUGAUUCCUACAUUUAAUCCGCAAAUAAUUUAUGAGAGAAUUCCUCAGUGGAGAACAAAUAAGAGGAUGUCAUUCCUUUUGCAGAUAAAAAUUAUGUCUAUAAUUUUUUUCUAUAAAGAAUACUUUGUAAAAUUAAUAGUUUUUUAAAUAAUAUCUAUAGAUACGUAUUUAUGUGGGUCUUAGAUAUGAAACAGCCUUCUGGGUUUGUCUCUAAUGUUUUGUAUUUUUAAAAACUACCAUAUGCUUGCAGAAAUUUACUGAGAAGCUGUUUUAAAAAUGCAACGAAGCAUGACCAAAUAGCUAGAAACAUUAUUGAAUCUUUGCAAAUAUAUAGACUUUAUUGUUGUACCUUGGACUGUGAGGAUAUAAACAUUGGCUAUUGAUAAAAUAUUUACUUGCAUUUCAUGGCAGAUAGAUGUUAUAUCGCUUGGUUAGUCUCGUACAUUUCUAAUAUUUUGUGCUUUCAUAUCUCUAAGGAGAUAAUAUAUGUGAAAGUAUUUUGAAAUACUGUAAAGUGAUAUAUAAUUACAAGAUAUAUUUCUGUACAGCAGAGAAAAAGUUUAUAACAUUAAGAAUAUUGUACCAUUAUACAGUUUCAUGCUCAAUCUCAUAAGAAACUCAAAAGAAUCAUGAUAGAAGAGAAAAUGUGUCUGCUUUUUCUAAAUCAGGUCUAGUUCUCAGUUCAAAAAUUAUUUUGCAUAGUUUUGUUUUGAAUUUUGAUUUUGAGACUACAUUUUUCAGCUUCGAGGAUAAAAUAAAAUAUGCAACUCAGGAGUUACUAGAGAAGUUCUAAGAUUUUUUUUGCUCAGUAUUAACAAUGUAAACAUGAAAAUGUCAUUUCAUAUCUAUCAUAGUCAUUUUGUUUCAUAUUUUAUAUAAAAUUACCAACAUUUCUUUUAGUUUUUAUGCUUUAAUCUGAGUGAAGAUAUGAUCUGGUGAAAAAGGAAAAACAGUGCAAUGUUACAUCUGUUACUCUUUAAAAAGCCAUUUUUGUAGGUAAACUCCCAUAUCAAGUGUCAAAAACUGGUUGAGCUGAUAGGGAAUAGUUGGUUCAUUGUGUAAAGUUAAAUUUCCCAAGUUUGUAAUAGAGUUAUGAUUGGAUUUAUACUCUUGAGUAAAUGGGCCUUUUUUUUUUUUUUUGUCUUUCUAUAAUUGAGGCUCCUCUAAAAGCUUUAUUUUCUAACCUGAGAAAAGAAGGACAUUCUUGAUCUUACUUGAUUAUAGCUUCAUCUAUGGGUCUUUCAUGCCUAUUUGUGCUGAGUGGGGAUCCUUUGUUAUAGGAAUGGUUUUGAAGAUUUCUAAUUUGUCUCCCGCUUAGAAAACUCCUCUUUGUUUUUUGGGCUAUAUGUGUUAAAUAGAAGGUAGGCUGGAGUUAGACAUGCUAGGAUCAUUUCAAAUGUAGGUAAGGUUAUAGAGAACGAUGAUGGAGUCAAUGUAGGAUCUAGAAAUUAGGAGUUACAUAUACUGACUUCUUUCAGCUUUGAAUUCUGUAGUGUUUAUUACAUGAACAGAUUUGUGUGGGUAAUUUCUAGGGUGACAGUGAGUACUACCCUGCUUCCAUCCCUGUUCUAGUUAUCCAGCCCACCCAGCAGAUUGUGUUCAGGGACAGACUGUGGUUUUAGAAAUCCCUUAUUAUUGAAGUUAAUAAUAAUAUAGUUAUAAAUAUGAAUGCCUGGAGGUGUCCAGAUGUGCCUUAACUAAUAUAGAUGGUUUUCAUUCAGAAGUUUGAAUUUUUUACUCCAUUGUAAAAUCUUGCCAUGAGGAACUUUCCAAACCAUGAAUAUCAGUUAUUUUAAUGAACUUUCUUUGGUGCUUUUUCAUUUUGGAGAAAUUUCCCUUUGUGACAAUAGUAUUAGUUCAUAAGGAGGUGUAUUUGCCACAGUGUUCAACGGUGUGUUAUGUUUGACAAAAUGUAUUUACAGUAAUGUUAACUACGUUGUUACAUUUACUUACGCUUUUGUUUGAUUUUGCUACAUGCUAUGAAUUUCAUUUUAAACAUUUCUCAGUUACUACAAUUAAUAUUUGUCUGUAUUUUACUUCUUGUUCUUAGCUGCAGAUGGAUGUAGAAAAUGGAAUUCUAUUAGAGAAUUAUUUAGAAGUUUAAUUCCAGUAGAUGGUUGGAGGAAUCUGAAAUUACUUUUCUUAUUAAAAACAUUUAAAAAACACUGUUUUUGCUUUUUUUCCUAGAUUAGAAUGUUAUUUGUCAUCUGUUUUCUUGAUCUGUUGAGAAUUAUUGUUUUAGUUAUUUGUGGGAAAUAGCUUCUUAAUGUUUCUUUCUUGAAUUAAAGUUUUCAUGUUAGAGAAUACAAUUAAGUGCUUUGUUUUAUGGCUCAUACUGUGCCAGGAAGUAGAGUGCAGAAUGGGGAGUAAGAAUCAGGUGAGCAUCUUGGUAAAGUGGAGCCAACACUGGGUUCCAGUCUCUCCAAAGUCAUUACAGAUCCUCAGAGCCUCCUCUGGUUCAGAAGAGUGUUGAGCUUUCUUAUCCCCGGCUUCUGAAGAGGGUGGGUUACCUUAGAUUCUAUACAUAAUUUUAAUAUGUUAUCAAUUUUCACAAAAUAUCUGUUAUAAUUUGCUACCAUUUUGUAGUUAGGAAAUUGUGAGCAAUUGGACACUUGCUAUGUAAAUUGAAUCUUUAGAACUAUUUUGGGAAACAUUGAAAUACCAUUUCCGCCCACCCUUCCUCCUAGUUCUUCAAUCAAAGUUCUUUUAAGUUGUUCUUUCAUAGAUAUAUAUUUAAAAGUUUUUAUAAGAUGACUCAGUGUACAUUAAAAAUGAAGUGAAAGUGAAAAGACGUUGAUAAUUUGUUAGGCUAAAAGACUCUUUUUAAACAAAGAAUCCAAAACCUUAUGAAAAUAUAUUUAAGCUAUGAAAUUUAUCAUAUUCUCGUUUUUAAUUUAUGGCAGAGUUUGUAGAACAGUUUAUGUCAAUCAGAGAGAUUAGUUAUAUAAUAAUCUUGGUUCUAAGAAAUGUCUAAGUCCUGUAGCCUUUGGUCAGAUGAGCAUUAUUGUUUGUGGUGCUAAUAGAAAAUUUAGUUUCAUGUGGAGAAAAGGAAAAUACAAAUGAAACAAAAGAUUAGAGACAAUAACAAGAAACCUACAACAGAAAUAAAGAAUAACCAAUUCUAGGUUUGUACAAAUGACACAAUUAUGGGAAGCAGAUGAGGAAAGAUCCAUGAAAGCUUCAUGGUAGGGAUGUGAUUUUGGAAUUAGCUCUGGUUUUUUGUACAUUAGGUGAUCAAGGGAUUGGCGGGCAAACAGAAUCCCAUUAAUACUCCCAUUUCAACCAUGACUUCUUUCUACUCUACAGUAAACUGAAACCUUUCAGUAGACUGAUAGAAGUAGGCAAAUGAUCAGAUACCAAGUUUAAUUUUUUUUUGCCAGUGUGUAUCAAUAGUUGGUGGUUUUACUAACAAAUUAAAUUGGGGGAGUGGCUGAGUUAAGACUCAGUAAUGUGAUUGUCUACACAUGAAGUGACUAUCGCCCAUACGAGAGUUGACAAUGUAUUAAUUGUCAUUAAUACAAUCAAGGCAUUACAAUCAAGAGAAAUAACUGAGAGCAAAGUGUUAGCUUCUCCCUUAAUAAGCAUUUUUUCCUUUUUAUUAAAAGACCAUUUACUUGUUUCUUAUUUUAUUAUUUUAUUAAAAGACUUACUUUAUUAAAAGACCAUUUCCUUAUUUCUUAAGAUAUUGGCCUUUUGUUAGUAUUACCUAAGAAGAUAGAUGGCCAACUGGGUCCAGGCACUAUCUCACUUUGGAAACUAUUGUGUCCUUUGUUUUUUCAGUCUUUCAAGAAAAUGGGUAUGAUUCUUCAAAAGAUGUGUGUUUUACUUCGCACAUAAGCUCUGACUCUCCAGCAGCUGCUGGGUCUUCUCUGUGCCCUGUGUUCUACUGCAGUAUGAAUUACAGAAUGCUGUGCAUGUCUGUUAGUACCAAUACCAUGUGUAUGUGGUAGGAGUUGUAACCAGUUUCUGGAUCUGUAUGGUACUAUGAAACACUUGUUUUAUAAUUCUGUAAUUGUAUGGCAGUGUUAUGCCAAAAAUGUAUAAAGAACAAUAGUUUCCGUUGCUUACUGCUGUAUUUUAAAAUAUUGUUUCUGAAAUAAUAUAUUUAGAGUUCCUUUACAGUAAUUAUUUUUAAAAAACUAUUGCCAAAUAUACAUCCUGUAAAAUGAAUAAAAGCCACUUCAUCUUGGUUAACAUUUUAGCAUUAUGUUAGAGUACAUUAUAUUGGUUUUGCAUGAUUAAAAUAUUUUUAAGUAGCUGGGAAAAUGACUUGCUGUUUUUCUAUGAUUAGACAUAUAUUUUUAUGAUUAUCAAUGAGAUCACCAUUAUUUCCUUUUAUUUUGUAAAAUAAAUAUUUUAUUUUGAA